CCGAAUUCUAGACUCUGGGAAGACCUUGGACCAUGAGGUGGAUUCUGGUUUUUGCUGCCCUUUUGGGGCAUAUCUACUGUCGAGAAACAUUCGUGGGAGAUCAAGUUCUUGAGAUCAUACCAAGGAAUGAAGAACAAAUAAAAAGUCUGGCGGAAUUGGAGGCUGAAGAAGACCUUCAGCUUGAUUUCUGGAAACCGUUCACCACACCAGGCGAGACAGUCCACGUCCGCGUUCCCUUUGUCAGCGUCCAGGCAGUUAAGGUUUUCUUGGAGUCCCAGGACAUUGCUUAUUCCAUCAUGAUUGAAAAUGUUCAGGUUCUGCUGGACAAAGAGUAUGAAGAAAUGCUAUUUAAUCAGAGAAGAGAGCGGAAUGGUAACUUCAACUUUGAGGCUUAUCAUACCUUGGAAGAGAUUUACCAAAAAAUGGACGACCUCGUGGCUGAGUACCCCGGUCUAGUGAGCAAAGUGACUAUUGGCUACUCGUUCGAAAAACGGCCCAUGAACGUGCUCAAGUUCAGUACCGGAGGAGACAAGCCGGCCAUCUGGCUAGAUGCCGGGAUCCAUGCUCGAGAGUGGGUUACACAAGCUACUGCAUUGUGGACAGCAAAUAAGAUUGCCUCUGAUUAUGGAAAUGAUCCAUCCAUCACUUCCAUUUUGAACACAAUGGAUAUCUUCCUGCUGCCGGUCACAAACCCCGAUGGAUAUGUGUUCUCUCAAACCAAAAAUCGUAUGUGGCGAAAGACCCGGUCAACAGUGUCUGGAAGCCGCUGUGUUGGUGCUGAUCCUAACCGGAACUGGGACGCAGGUUUUGGAGGCCCUGGAGCUAGCAAGAACCCUUGCUCUGACUCAUACCAUGGACCCAGUGCCAACUCUGAAGUUGAAGUGAAAUCCAUAGUGGACUUCAUCAAGAGUCAUGGAAACGUCAAGGCCUUCAUUACCCUCCACAGCUAUUCCCAGCUGCUGAUGUUUCCCUAUGGGUAUAAAUGCAGCAAGUUAAAUGACUUUGAUGAGCUGAAUGAAGUGGCCCAAAAGGCUGUCCAAUCUCUGACGAGCCUGCACGGUACCAAGUACAAAGUGGGACCUAUCUGCUCAGUCAUCUACCAAGCCAGCGGAGGAAGCAUUGACUGGGCCUAUGACUCUGGCAUCAAGUACUCAUUUGCCUUUGAACUGAGAGACACGGGUCGGUACGGCUUCCUCCUGCCCGCCAAGCAGAUCUUACCCACAGCCGAAGAGACCUGGCUUGGCCUGAAGACAAUCAUGGAGCACGUGCGAGACCAUCCCUAUUAGGGUUCUGGGGGAAUAAACGCCAUUGAAAGCUCUCUGGUUUGCGGCAAAGUUGUGGAGCGGUUAUUCGUUUUUCUAAUCCUGAUUUAGGAGGAUUAUUUCUACAAUUUAUGUUGCACCGAAAUACAGCAAAC
Pteronotus mesoamericanus is the source of this 1417-nucleotide messenger RNA. It is a transcript of the gene CPA2, whose product is annotated as carboxypeptidase A2. Gene Ontology annotation, molecular function: zinc ion binding; metallocarboxypeptidase activity. Lineage: Eukaryota; Metazoa; Chordata; Mammalia; Chiroptera; Mormoopidae. Gene Ontology annotation, biological process: proteolysis. The transcript has 11 exons. Bases 33 to 1286 code for a protein of 417 amino acids. The record is from RefSeq and is a predicted model, not a curated record.